GUUCAGUUGGGACUUUCAACGGUUUCGUACGUUUGCACUGUGCCACACGUCAGAGCAUUGGAAAGCUGAGAGAAAAAUAAGCAAUGAGCUAAUCGGGGUUUGACAGAUGUAACGAUGACCCCCCUGCUUCUGCUGUGCGUGUCCUUGCCCCUCAUCUCCGCAACCGUAUUGUUUGAGCUUGAAAACCAUGACGAAUUGGAUGGCACAUUGCGUGUCAGCAUCCCUAUGGCGAUGCCUCUCCGUCCUCUGCUGGGCAGCAAAGUAGUGGUGCCGUGUUACUUCCAGGACAACACAGUCAAUGACCCCGGAGCCCCGACCGGCGCCCCAUUCUCCCACCGAAUCAAAUGGAGCUACGUCUCCAAGGAGAAGGUCACCACGAUCCUGGUGGCAGCUGAGGGAAAAAUUCAAGUGGAGACAGAGUAUUUGGACCGAGUGACGAUGAUCAACUACCCGCUGGUGCCCACUGAUGCCACCUUAGAGAUAACAGAGCUGAGGUCAAAAGAUUCUGGCACCUACCGCUGCGAGGUGAUGCACGGCAUCGAGGACAACUAUGACUCUGUGGACGUUCAGGUUCAGGGUAUUGUGUUCCACUACCGAGCCAUCACCACCCGCUACACCCUGACGUUUGAGAAGGCGAAGGCCGCCUGUACCCAGAACAGCGCCACCAUCGCCACUCCUGCCCAGCUGCAGGCUGCUUACGAUGACGGAUACCACCAGUGUGAUGCUGGCUGGCUCUCUGAUCAGACUGUCAGGUACCCCAUCCGUGAGCCGCGGGAGCAUUGCUUUGGAGACAAGGAGGACUUCCCCGGCGUGAGAACCUACGGCGUGAGAGAUGCCAACGAAACCUACGACGUGUAUUGUUUUGCCGAGAAGCUUUCAGGCAGGGUCUUCUACUCCAUGUCUGUAGAGAAGUUUAGCUUCUAUGAAGCAGGAGAUCAGUGUGCCAAACUCGGCUCCCGGCUCGCCACCACCGGAGAGCUUUACCUGGCCUGGAAGGAUGGCAUGGAUGUGUGUAACGCUGGCUGGCUGGCGGACAGAAGUGUACGCUACCCGAUCAACAUCGCCAGGCCUCAGUGCGGAGGGGGGCUCCUGGGAGUGAGAACCGUCUACCUGUUCCCCAACCAGACAGGAUACCCCUACCCAGACACUCGCUACGAUGCUGUCUGCUUCCAAGCUGGCGAGGAUGCCAGCGCUGUGCCCAUGAGAACCACCCCUUUCCCAGACAUCAUCCGCAUGACGCCCCGCCCCUGGGAUGCACCCAAGCUUCACCCUCUCACCUGGGGGAGAGGAGAUCAAGGGUGGAGAUGUCGACAUCUUCUCCCCACUGCCCGUCCCGCCCAGUGUGACAGACAUAGAUGAGCCAUGGCUCCCACAGGUGUGGUGUUCCACUACCGAUCCAUCACCGGUCGGUACACUCUGACCUUCGUGGAGGCUCAGCAGGCCUGCCAGAGUGUUGGGGCCGUCAUCGCCAGCGUCCAGCAGCUGCAGGCAGCCUUCGAGAAAGGCCUGCACCAAUGUGACGCUGGCUGGCUCCGCGACCAGACUGUCAGGUAUCCCAUCGUGUCACCCAGAGAUAACUGUGCUGGUAAUCUGCCACACCUCCCAGGAGUCCGAUCUUACGGCCUGAGACCAGCGAGCGAACACUACGAUGUAUUUUGUUACGUGGAACGUCUGCGAGGCGAGGUCUUCUUCACCAGUGAUUAUGACAGCUUCUCUUAUGAGGAGGCGGUGCAGCACUGUCAGAAACUCAACACCACGUUGGCCACCACCGGGCAGCUCUUUGCCGCCUGGAACCAAGGGCUCGACAAGUGCCGUCCAGGCUGGUUGAUGGACCGCAGCGUCCGCUUCCCCAUCACGACCCCCAGGUCCCACUGCGGAGGCGGUCAGGUUGGGGUCCACAUGAUCUACGCCUACCCCAACCAGACAGGAUUUCCUGAUGAGCACUCACGCUACGACGCUUAUUGUUUUAAAGCUGAAAUUCCUGUCGUUCACGUGGAAAAUGAAACCAGUUUGAUUCUGACGAUCGUGACGGUGGAUGUGAUCAACAAGACAACAGUCACAGUUGAUCACUUUGCUCCCACAGUUGAAACUACUGUUCAGUACAAUGAAACUGAAGCCAGUGUAAAUAUUACCGAAAUAGAAGAGUUUAUCAACAAGACAACCGUCACAACGCAUCAUGUUGCUCCCACUGUGAGUCCCAUUUUACCUCAAGUCUCCUAUGUUGAUGAGUCCGGCUCUGGUUCAGCUGAUCAUUCAGCCAGCGGGGAGAUGUCAGGGGAGAUGUCAGGGGAGUCAGGCGCCUCCGGCACCAGUGGUGACGCCUCCGGUUCAGGACAGAACGUCAUCUUCAGUGGUCGCACUGACGUCUUCUCCGGGGAUCAGUCCGCCUCUGGAGGUCCGCAGGAGGCAGAAGGGGGAAGUGCUGUCAUCGUCACGUCUGGAGAACUGGGUAGUGCAUCUGGAUCUGGGGAGGGAUUAGACAGACAACACUCUGGCUUUAGUGUAUCUGGAUCAGGUUUCACAAGCGGAAGUGGGGACAUUAGUGGUAGUGGUGGAGACUCUGUGAUCAUCAUGGUGGAUGGGAAGAUGGAGGAGGUGUCAAAAACUCACCAAAAACCCAUUGCGCAGGAGUUAGGCCAGGGAGGCAUUGAUACCAGUGGGGCUUUCUUGGAGUCAAGUACUUCUGGAUCUGGAAGUAUGUCCGGGUCAGGCUCCGGGGGAUUUUCUGGCAUCUCAUUUGUCGACCAAAGUGGCGUUGACCUGACAGUCCAGACGUCCGGUGAGCAGGAAGUGUCUGGAUAUCGCCCCUUUGGAUCCGGGUUCCACAGCGGCUUUCCAUCUGGUGUCUCAGGCAGCGGUUCUGCCUCUGGGGACUAUAUUCUGCGUCGUGGUGACGUCAUCUACCUAACAGACAAUGACAUGAUGGAAGUGACCGUAGCGCCACAGGUACGCCAUCCUGAGCAGGGCCGUGGGGUGGUGGAGAUCAGCGGGGAGGGGAGUGGGUCAGGGAUCCAUCAUGAGUUCAGUGGCACUUUCCACCAAAGCUUGCAUCUCUCAGGAAGUGGAGCCCAACCGAUCGCUGAGGAGCUUAGCAUCACCUUACCGCCUGGAUCUCAGAUUUCUCACCCUGAGUACAUUGCCAGUCUCGACCAAUCAGGACUUGGGGAGGAGUAUCAGGAAAGCCGUGCAGGACCUACAGUUUAUGAAGUGACUCCAGACGCAGCCUACACCAGCCCAACCACAGCACCGUCAGUGUCAUUUGUAACCCCUGGUGUAGUGGAGCAGCCUGAAGUAGUGGAAGCCUCUGCAGACCCCUGUGAUCCAAACCCCUGCGGUUCAGGAUCCUGCUCUGUGCAGGGAGAGCUCGCUGUGUGUCAGUGUCCUUCUGGUUUCAGUGGUGAAGACUGCUCAACGCCUGUGCAGGGCUGUGCAGAGGGCUGGCUGGAGUUCAUGGGAAGCUGUUACCUCCACUUUGCGGAGAGAGACACCUGGUCUGAGGCUGAGCAGCGCUGUCUGGAGGUCAACGCCCACCUGGUCAGCAUCGGCUCCCAGGAGGAGCAGCAGUUUGUCAACUCGAAUGGCCAGGACUACCAGUGGAUUGGACUUAAUGACAGAGAUGUGCAGAAUGAGUUCCGCUGGACAGACGGCAGUCCUCUGACCUUUGAGAACUGGAGGCCCAACCAGCCUGACAACUACUUCAACUCUGAGGAGGAUUGUGUGGUGAUGAUCUGGCACGAGGGUGGACAGUGGAACGACGUGCCCUGCAACUACCACCUUCCCUUCACCUGCAAGACUGGACCUGCCACGUGCGGCGCUCCCCCUGAGGUGGAGCACGGCCGGCAGAUGGGCAGCGGCAGAGAGCGUUAUCCCGUCGACUCUAUAGUCCGCUACCAGUGCGAUGCAGGCUACACACAGCGCCACCUGCCCGUCAUACGGUGCAUGCCAGACGGACAGUGGGAGCAGCCACAAGUGGAAUGUACAGAAGCCGGCGCCAACAGUAACAGGCUACACAAAAGAUCCCUCAGGAGAAGAAGUAAAGGGGUCAGGAGCCAACAGGAACAGAGGAAGCUGCUCUGAGCAGGAAUGAAAAGGACAUACAACAGAGAGCCACAAAGGACCCCCCUCUUGUAAAGAAGCAUGAACACCAAUGCAAAUGCCCGACCAAAAAGAUAACAUUCCCCACCAUGUACAUACACACACACUAAAGCACAUUUAGACAGUGAUGGUGUAAUUGACUGAUGUUUUGGAUCUUUGGAGUGUCACCCUGCACCUUCUGAAGGCAGUUUCUUCCAUGUAUUUAUACUGUCUAAUUUAUAGCUGUGAUCUAGUAUUCGGAAGCAUUAUCUCAAUGCACAUUAUGAAAGUUUCUGCAUCCAGUUGCCAGCACUGCACACAAAAUAAGGAGGAUAAAAUGGUGAUUUAAGAGGCUUUAGAGUGACACACAAAGACAAAACAGCCCAAUAAAAGGAGUGUUUUCGAUUGCAGCUGGAUUCUCUGAAGUCAAACACAUUGUUUCAUAGACCUUUGCUAUAUUUUUAGGGUAUUUCUCUAGAUCUGUGUUUCUAAGUAGUUUUUAUUUGGUCUCUAAGGAUUACAAGUGUGUCCUUCAGACGGAUGAAAUAAGACAUUAUAGGCAAAGACAGUGAAUCUCAAACUUUUUGUUUGUCACCCCUUAAAAUACAGCAAUGAGCACGUUGCCCCUCUUAACCUACACUGUGGAGAAAGGUGUUAGAUCUUAUUUGUAUUUGAAGUAUCGAGCCUUGAGGCUUACAGUAUUGCAUAAAAUCCCAAAUAUGAGUAAAAGCAGGCUGAAAAGAUGAUACAUCGGUGCAAUAUAUCUCCAUCUUUCAAAGACCUCGAAUGAUCUCGUCACAAACCUAAAGUUUGAGAGCCUCUGAGCAACACCACAGUAUCAGAUAUACUGAAAUGAUUGAGCUGUUCCAACUGAUGAUGAAUAUAGAAAUCCAAGUUCAAGACGUGAAUAAAGUCACUGCAACAGACCUGGAUUGAAAUGAUCAGCACUCAUGCACUUUUGGGAGUCUUCAGUCACUUCUGUGCUAAUCAUUCAAAUCCAGUGCACCUUAAACAUAAGAAAAACAAUCCUCAUCUGUAGCUGCGGAAGGAAACUAUACUUUAUAACAAGUGAGAUCUAGUGUGACGCGGAAUUGGACCAGGUUGCAAAAAAGAUCCACACCCAGUUUUUUGCAGGUUGGGGUUUAUAUUUGUGACUUCGCAAAAGCAAUCAAUGAUUUGUUUCUGCACCAUCUGAUGGAAGAAUCACGCUUUUAUGAGAUUCAGUGUUUGCUGAGUGAAUGACGUUUCUCACUGUAAAUAUUCUCUGAACAGCAGGAUCUGUCAAUAACUUACACAGAGCAGACACGCUCAUUGUUUGAUUCAUUCAUCAUCAAUCUGUCAGUUUAAUUAGCUGUUGAGUUUUAGUUUUGAAAUACUAAACAAGUGGGCGUGACUUUGGAUUUGGACAGCCGGCAUAAGAAGACACAAACGUUCUCAGACAUCUUUGUGGAGGUUCCUGGGUGUGUUUCAUGCAAAAUUUAUCUACAAAAAUGACACAAUUUUAGGGAAAAGAAGCUGUGAAAGCAGCAGAAAUUAUUUCAAAUAUUAUGAGAAAGAAGGAAGAGAAGGUGGAGGUUAUAAAACGUUGACCAUGACCUUUAAAAGGUCAAGAUUAGUUCUUCAACUCAGAGCAGAUACUUCUAACUUACGUGUCCGUAUCUGACUUCUAACAUAUCAAUUACAACUCUGAAACAGCAACCACACACACACACACACACACACACACACACACACACACACACACACACACACACACACACACACACUC
This is a messenger RNA of Cottoperca gobio, 5842 nucleotides long. RefSeq names its product aggrecan b (gene acanb). The record is from RefSeq and is a predicted model, not a curated record. Gene Ontology annotation, biological process: glial cell differentiation; skeletal system development; cell adhesion. Gene Ontology annotation, molecular function: hyaluronic acid binding. Gene Ontology annotation, cellular component: perineuronal net; synapse. NCBI's taxonomy places the organism in Eukaryota, Metazoa, Chordata, Actinopteri, Perciformes, Bovichtidae.